This is a messenger RNA of Symbiodinium sp. CCMP2592, 2109 nucleotides long. The record is from the annotation of a GenBank genome assembly. NCBI's taxonomy places the organism in Eukaryota, Dinophyceae, Suessiales, Symbiodiniaceae.
AUGAUGAUAUUGGCCCUCUUUCUUGCAGAGGCCGUUUCGGCGAGCGCUGUUUCGGCGAGCGCUUCGGCGAACCCGAGACUCGGCCCUGCCGAAGAUCCCCGCGAUGGCCCUGCGCAUGGCUAUGGCCAUGGCUGCCAGUACCGCAAGGUCUCUCUGACACACGACGAGGCUGCGCUGUUGCAAGACGUCUUCGAACACGACCCGCUCGAGGGUUGGUUGACGCUUGAUGGGCAGCCGUGCACACCUUCGUCAAAGUUCCACUGGCAUCCUAGCACCGCAUUUCCAACGGUGACGUAUCCACCGCCGGUGGAGGUCUCCACACUGGCACGCGUGGCAGAUGUGAAGGCCCAGAAGGCAUUUCUUCGCUCCUUUCACGGCCUUUCCGAUGUCACGGCCCACGACAUCCAUCAGGCGCUGCACGGCGAGGUGCCUGCGGUGCCUGCAGCUCCGGCCCCGGCCAAGCGACAGCCCGCUCAGCGACCAGCGCCAGCGCCAGCACUGCCUUCACCUGUGGCCGAUGUGGCCGUGCCUGCCCGGCCGGCCCUGGCUGGUCGGCCUGCUGGAAAGAGCCAGGAGCCAUCGGUUGCGGAGGCCGUGAUGAAGAACUUGGACGCGAAGGUCGACAAGCUCGCCAGCAAGAUCCAAGAGGCCGCAGCAAAGCCGCCGUCGGCUCUGGAGGCUGUAGUGAAGCAGCUGGAUGGCAAAGUUGAUGGCCUCGCUGGGCGGCUGGAGGAGGUUGAGUCCAAGAGCCAGCAAGCAAAGGCACCCUCGCCUUCUGCAGCACAGCCAUGGGGUUCGAUGGCUCCGACCGCGACGGUUCCCCAAGAAGUCGCACAACCCAGUCUCCCUCCGCCGAAGGCCGCGAUAAGAAAUUUGGAUGCCAAAAUCGACAAGCUCGCCAGCAGGAUCCAACAGGCCGCAGCAAAGCAGCCGUCGGCUCUGGAGGCUGUGGUGAAGCAGCUGUAUGGCAAAGUUGAUGGCCUCGCUGGGCGGCUGGAGGAGGUUGAGUCCAAGAGCCAGCAAGCAAAGGCACCCUCGCCUUCUGCAGCAGAGCCAUGGGGUUCGAUGGCUCCGACCGCGACGGUUCCCCAAGAAGUCGCACAACCCAGUCUCCCUCCGCCGAAGGCCGCGAUAAGAAAUUUGGAUGCCAAAAUCGACAAGCUCGCCAGCAGGAUCCAACAGGCCGCAGCAAAGCAGCCGUCGGCUCUGGAGGCUGUGGUGAAGCAGCUGUAUGGCAAAGUUGAGUCCAAGAGCCAGCAAGCAAAGGCACCCUCGCCUUCUGCAGCAGAGCCAUGGGGUUCGAUGGCUCCGACCGCGACGGUUCCCCAAGAAGCGGGACCCUUGGCGCAGAGGCAGGCGCUGGCAGACCAGGAGGUGCCGGUGGACCGGAGGGCGUCCCAGGAGGUCAAGGUGAUCAUUGCAGGUGACGAGGAGGUCACGGAGCACCGAGAGGCCACUUCCACCACCCAGAGUGCGCAGCUUCGCGACAUCAGCGACAAGAUAGAUGAUCUGGCGAAAACUUUGAGCAAGAAGGAUCUUCCUGAGCGGCAGGCAGUGAAGGAAUCGACCAGUGCAGAGGCGAUUGGGCAACUGAACGCCAGAGUCGAUGGCCUCGCCAACAGGAUCAGCGAGGUGGAGUCCGAGAACACAAGGACCAGGAGCUUUGAGACUGAGGCCCUGCCUCCAGUUGGCCAGGUGCAGCUGGUCAAUGCGAAGGCAGACAUGCAGCAGGCGAUCCUCACUGCAGCACUCGGGGCUCGUGCGCAGAUACAGGGAAAAGUCGAUGCCUCCGACCAUGUGAGGGCAGAGCUGCUUCACGGCUUAAACGUCUCCUUGGCUGGCGCAAUGGGGGAGGCGCAAAGGAAGCUCCAGAGGUCGGAGGCAAACGUGGCCGAGACGGCGAGAAAGGCAGUCGACGGGACCCUCACAAGCAUCCUCAAAGCCUCAAUGGACAAGGUUCUAGGUGUUGGUCUUGCUGCCGCAUCACUGACCUCGGAGGCAGAAAGCUUGCAAAGCAACGCCACGGCCCUCCUGGACCAGGUGGAGGCAGAGGCCCUGUCGGGCAAGGACGCUGUGCCGCGGCCAUCUAAUAGCACCUCAAAAAGCUGA